Messenger RNA from Aaosphaeria arxii CBS 175.79, 2753 nucleotides. RefSeq names its product barren. The coding region runs from base 229 to 2643 and encodes 804 amino acids. Gene Ontology annotation, biological process: mitotic chromosome condensation. Lineage: Eukaryota; Fungi; Ascomycota; Dothideomycetes; Pleosporales. The transcript is spliced from 3 exons. Gene Ontology annotation, molecular function: chromatin binding. The record is from RefSeq and is a predicted model, not a curated record. Gene Ontology annotation, cellular component: condensin complex.
GUGAGCGCCACUUGAACCCUACGUGCCACCGUACCACUGCCUAGGUACAACAUGGUAAUUAGUCCAAAGCUGGUUAGAUACUUGUAGGGGGGAAACGCAUUCACGUGACGUCGGAGUUACCGCAGCGAUCGCCGACCGUGUUGUUUGUUGUGAAUUAUCAUCAUCAACAGCGCCAACCAACGAGAACGACAAACGACUAACCAUAACACUGAGAGAGCCACCCUCAGAAUGCCACGCGUAAGAGAGUCGAGCGCAGUUGCCGCGACACCUCGCAAGACAUCCAUCAAGAUCCCAUUGAACGAUGAUCGUCAGGAAAAAGCGAACAGAUUACAACAAAGGAAGGCACAACAAGGCGCACAAAUGGACGCAAUAAGAGCAUCGGCCACCCCCAACCGGAGACGGCCUCUUGCAAACAACAGCCCCCGCACCCCCGCACACGACCAAGACAGCAUGUUGGAUGUCACAGGAACGGCGGUGACGCCAAUGAAGCGUAUGCCGUUGUUAGCAAACUUCGAGGAAUGGAUGAAGCUUGCGACGGACAACAAGAUCAAUGCCACCAAUUCAUGGAACUUCGCCCUUAUUGAUUAUUUCCAUGACAUGUCCUUGCUCAAGGAAGGGGAUGGGGUUAAUUUCCAAAAAGCCAGUUGCACCCUGGAUGGCUGCGUGAAGAUCUAUACUAGUCGAGUCGACAGUGUCGCAACGGAUACCGGCAAACUCCUGAGUGGCCUCGCAGAAAGUGGAAACAAGAAACGCCGUGGUGACACAGAUGAGGACGCCGACGGAGACGAAGAGGAGGAAGAGGGUGAAGAUGGUCAGAAAAAACGCAAGAAGAGAGCCCAACGAAGUGCCGAAGCGACGCUGGCCCCAUCAUUCGCACAGCUACAGAACAAGAAAAUGGAAUUAGAGCUCUCUGUAGAUCCUCUAUUCAAGAAAGCCUCCGCGGACUUCGACGAAGGAGGUGCUAAAGGUCUGUUGUUGAAUCAUCUUGCCAUCGAUGCUGAUGGAAGAAUCGUGUUCGACAGUAGCGACGAUGCAAAAGAUGCAACCGCGAACAACAGAGGCUUAACUCCAGCACCAGACCAGCUCGAGACGAUUCAGGAGGUCCCUGAGGAAGAUGACGAAGUAAACGGUAACGACAUCCAAAUUGACAUCUCUGGACUGGCCGCGAGAUUCUUCCCAGACCUUUCACGACUGGAUGAGCAGGACAUAUGCCCUUCUUUGAAAACUUUCGAUCUUGGAGAUUCCAACGGAACUUUAGAUCUUCCCUUUCUCAAAGCGCCAGAUGACUGGCGACAGGACGAGAGCAGCAAGGAUCACGGUGAUGAUGAGGAUGGAAAUCGCUCUGGUGUCUUCCUUGACGAAGACAAUGCUCCCGGCUUUGAUGAUGACGAUGAUGGGGGUAUGGCUGGUUUCGAUCUCCCACCUGAAACCGGAUUCGGAGAAGGAGGAGAAGUUUGGGCUCGCGAGGCUGCACACCUUCCUCAAGCUCGAGUUCACAAUAUCGGGAUGGGUGAAGGGGAUGACGUCUUGGAAGGGGUAGAAGAUGGGGCUUUGGGCUCGAACGACCCUGAGUACGGCCUGUCCGUCACCAACAACCGCGGGGACGAGCAAGAGAACAUUCUCAGUUAUUUCGAUCAAGCUCUGAAGAAGAACUGGGCUGGGCCUGAGCAUUGGCGUAUUCGACGGAUUAAAGAAAUUGGCAAGGCUCCACCACCAACAAAGCGAAAAGAAAAGGAACCUUUUGAGAUCAACUUCUCUGCCCCGAUGCCUCAGGCCAUGGCCGAUGUUCUCUACACUCCGGCUUCGUCCAACUCUACCAUCACUCUGCCAAAGGCGCAAUGGAAGUCGAAGUCCAGGAAUCUGCUCCCUGACGAUAAACACUUUAAUUCUAGGCAGUUGCUGCGGCUUUUCUUGAAGCCAAAUGCUCGAAUGGGUGCACGGAGAACAGUCGGAAACAGGCAGAAGGACCGGAAGUUGGAUGCCAAUGCAGGCACUGAAGUCGACGAAGCAUACUGGGCCCAACGAGAGCGUGAUGAGAACGAAUUGGCAGCUGAAGAGGCUGAGGCCAAGGGCGACUAUGAUGCAGAUUUCUUCCAGGACGAUGGACUAGGGUUGCCCGGCGAUCCGUUUGAUGAUGACAACGAUGAUCAAUUUGCAGAUGCUCGCGAUCACUUCUCCCCGCCCGCAGAGGAUGGCCCUGGACAGACACAAUCGCUUGAUGCCACGGUGGCUGGUAAUCAAGAAGGCGCUUUUGGUACACAGCUAGUCACCCAAAGUCGACGUAUAAGACCGGAAUAUGUGCAGUACGCUAGGGUAGCAAAGAAGGUGGACAUCCGACGGUUAAAGGACAACCUUUGGAAAGGAAUCGGUUUUGAGGAGAGCAAUCCCACAGAAGCAUCAGAAACUCUGGAAAAGGCUUCAUUCACGCCAGCAAACAGCACCUUGAAGUUCACCGAAGUCAUGAAUGACCUCCAGACCGUAUAUCCUUCAAAGGCGAUGGCGGAUAUUUCCACUUCAUAUUGUUUCAUCUGCUUACUACACUUGGCAAAUGAGAAGGGUCUCGUUAUCAAUAACGAACCAAACUUCGAGGAGCUUUCAAUCCGGAGAGACUUCUCUGCCGACCUUAGCGUUGGUGGAGAGUAGAUGUACAUUUAUCUAGUCGUUGGGUUCAUACGGGCGGCUCGUCAGAUAGGCGUUGGGAUGAUGGAUGAUUGAAUGCUAUACGUAAAUACCUAGCUGCGAGUAGAAUCGCU